This is a messenger RNA of Diprion similis, 3066 nucleotides long. It is a transcript of the gene Smurf, whose product is annotated as E3 ubiquitin-protein ligase SMURF2. Gene Ontology annotation, molecular function: protein binding; ubiquitin protein ligase activity. The record is from RefSeq and is a predicted model, not a curated record. Gene Ontology annotation, biological process: negative regulation of BMP signaling pathway; ubiquitin-dependent protein catabolic process. The transcript is spliced from 12 exons. Lineage: Eukaryota; Metazoa; Arthropoda; Insecta; Hymenoptera; Diprionidae. Bases 257 to 2947 code for a protein of 896 amino acids.
AUAAUCAGUGAUGGCCGCACGCAGUGUCCACAGUCCAUGUCGUUAAAAAUCGUGAAUCGUGAAUAGCGAAUCUAGUUAAGACUGGUGCUGUUGGCCUGGUCCGGUGCACACACAGCGAUGGCAUGGGUAAUUAGGAAGCGGCUAGAAACGGUUCUCUUCACCCCGAUAAUCAAUUGACGCUAUGGCCCGAGUGGAGUUAGUGUGUUAGUCGUGACGCGUGUCGGUGCGUAAAUGUCCGUUGUCCGAGAAGCUAGUUAUGUCGAAUCCCGGCGGUAGCAGGAGGAACGGGGCCGUUAAAAUUCGCCUCACGAUACUCUGCGCCCGUAACCUCGCCAGAAAGGAUCUUUUCCGCCUUCCUGACCCAUUCGCCAAGAUAACGGUCGACGGUUCUGGCCAAUGUCACAGCACGGACACUUGCAAGGCAACGCUUGACCCCAAAUGGAAUCAGCACUACGACUUAUACAUUGGAAAGGAUGACGGCAUUACUAUAUCGGUAUGGAAUCACAGAAAGAUACACAAGAAACAAGGAAGUGGAUUUUUGGGAUGCGUUAACAUACUUUCCUCCACCAUACAGAGACUCAAGGAUACAGGAUAUCAACGCUUGGAUCUCUGCAAAGCGCACUCCGAAGAUACGGAUGUGGUAAAAGGCCAAAUAGUAGUAUCGCUGCUGUCGAGGGACGGGCACAACGGAGCAGUGAGCAACACCGUUGGGCACAACGCCGUCGUUGAUGUUCUUGGAGACCUGAGUUGCCCAACGGAUCUCCCCGAUGGCUGGGAAGAAAGGCGUGCUCAAAACGGAAGACUCUAUUAUGUCAAUCACUUCAACAGAAGCACUCAGUGGGUGCGGCCAAAUUCUCGACCAGCGAACGCCAUAAUUCCCACAACACCAGAGCCGCCACCACCUCUGGGAACGGAACCGACGUCACCAAGUGGAAGUGGAAGUCCUCAGAACAUGAGGAGCCAGAGUCCGAGCUCGAGGACAUCGGACUGGAAUGCAGAGGGAUCCCAGAACAGGACACCGGUGAGGGAGAAUUCUGCGCAGAACACGCCUACGCAGGGGCAGAACAACAAUCAUAAUCACAAUCUGCGGAACACGACGGCGACUAAUUCGACCCGGGAAAGGAGGCCACAAAGAACCAGUGAGGAGCAGAAUGGCAAUCGAUUACCCAAUGGAAGCCAGGCUCGGAGGCAGAACAGAACGAACAGGAAUCGAAACAGCAUUAUGCCAAACGCUGAGAGGAGGAAUGACAAUCAACCCUCCGAUCUGCCCAGAGGAUACGAAUUGAGGAAAACGCAGCAAGGACAGGUUUACUUUUACCAUGUACCAACGGGCGCCUCGACGUGGCACGAUCCAAGAAUACCGCGGGAUUUGCCAGCUAACGAGUUGGCAAAUGAGCUCGGGCCGCUUCCCAGUGGAUGGGAAAUGCGCCAGACGCAAACAGGACGCGUUUACUUCGUCGAUCAUAAUAACAGGACAACCCAAUUCACGGAUCCUCGGUUGUCUGGGCAGAUAAUAAGCAACUUGUUGAAGCGGCAAAGUCCCCAAAACGGGACUUCUAAUCAGACAGCGAAUUCAUCAAGUAAUUCUAACUUGGCUAGAGUAGAGCCGGCUGGAGUUGAAGCUCCUCCUACCCCAACAGUUCUAUCUACUCCGACGAAUCCUGCUAGACCCAGAACGGAGGGAGCGAGUAACAACAAUUCUCCCACCUCUGAAAGUACACCCUCGCAAAAUGGACAAACGGUUUCCGACCUCCCCAAGGAACUCAUGGAAAGCGAGCUACUUCCUAAGUACAAACGAGAUCUGGUAGCUAAACUCAAGUGCCUCAGAGCUGAACUCAAUGCGCUGCAACCACAAAGCGGUCAUUGCAGAUUGGAAGUAUCCAGAAACGAGAUAUUCGAGGAAUCGUACAGACUGAUAAUGAAGAUGCGACCGAAGGAUAUGCGCAAACGUUUAAUGGUGAAGUUUCGGGGGGAAGAGGGACUCGACUACGGCGGAGUUGCGAGGGAAUGGCUUUACCUGCUUUCACACGAGAUGCUGAAUCCUCAGUACGGGCUCUUCCAGUAUUCCAGAGACGACAAUUAUACCCUGCAGAUAAACCCCGACUCGGGCAUAAAUCCGGAGCACCUUUCCUACUUCCAUUUCGCCGGCAGGAUAAUCGGCAUCGCUGUUUUCCACGGGCAUCAUGUCGAUGGUGGAUUCACGACGCCGUUUUAUAAAAUGCUCCUCAACAAGGCGAUCACACUCAGCGAUAUUGAGGGCGUAGAUCCAGAGCUGCACAGAAGCUUGACCUGGAUGUUGGAAAACAGCAUCGACGGCGUAUUGGAUGCAACGUUUUCCGUAGAGCACAGUAGUUUCGGAGUGUUAAAGAAUCACGAGCUGAAACCUGGUGGCAAAGAUAUUGCGGUGACGGAAGAAAAUAAACGUGAAUAUGUCAGACUCUACGUCAAUUAUCGUUUUAUGCGGGGUAUAGAGCAGCAGUUCCUGGCGUUGCAAAAAGGUUUUCACGAACUGAUACCACCUCAGUUACUGAGGCCGUUCGACGAACGGGAACUCGAGCUUGUCAUUGGCGGACUGGGAUCCAUCGAUAUCAACGAUUGGAAAAUGCACACGAGACUGAAACACUGCACGCCUGAUACUCCGAUCGUACGAUGGUUCUGGCAAAUUGUCGAAUCGUACGGCGAAGAAAUGAGGGCUAGGCUUUUACAAUUUGUUACCGGAAGCUCAAGGGUACCUUUGCAGGGAUUCAAAGCGCUACAAGGAUCAACCGGAGCGGCGGGUCCCCGUCUGUUCACAAUACACGCGGUGGACGCACCUAGUGAAAAUUUGCCAAAGGCUCACACUUGUUUUAACAGGAUAGAUAUACCGCAGAAUUAUCAAAGCUAUCAAAAAAUGUUAGACAAACUGACGCAGGCUGUUGAAGAAACUUGUGGUUUUGCCGUUGAGUGAUCGUAGAGUGCAAAAGACGACGAAGAAAAAAAAAAAAAAAAAGUGGAGGAGGCAGGUGAAAGGUAGGCGUUUGUUAGGUACACAAUAAUUUAUUAUAAGAUAUCUUGUCGGAAAUUGGC